This is a messenger RNA of Leptonychotes weddellii (Weddell seal), 6310 nucleotides long. Lineage: Eukaryota; Metazoa; Chordata; Mammalia; Carnivora; Phocidae. The record is from RefSeq and is a predicted model, not a curated record.
UUUUGGACACUCUGUGGAAAUGCCCUGACUGCAAAAAGAGGGAUAUUUGGCAAAACAGGGGAUCUUCAGACCAUCCUUUGCCUUGCAUGUGCCAAAGAAGACAUCACCUAUUCUGGUGCUUUAAAUGGAGACAUCUAUGUCUGGAAAGGGCUCAAUUUAGUCCGCACCAUUCAAGGAGCACACAGUGCUGGAAUCUUUAGCAUGUAUGCUUGUGAAGAAGGCUUUGCCACUGGUGGACGAGAUGGGUGUAUUCGAUUAUGGGAUACUGAUUUCAAACCAAUAACCAAAAUUGAUCUCAGGGAGACAGAACAAGGAUAUAAAGGUUCUCUUUCACGAAGCCCCUUGAUGCAGGCUCAUGGCAAUGUGGCCACAAAGGUUCUUCCAAAGGCCAAAUUGUCUGGCGGCUUAGAGCUCUCUGCUGACCUGAGAGAUAUGACAGAAGUGGUUCAUAUCAAAGAUCGAAAAGAAGUCAUUCAUGAAAUGAAAUUUUCUCCAGAUGGCUCUUACCUCGCGGUGGGAUCCAAUGACGGCCCAGUGGAUGUGUAUGCCGUUGCCCAGCGGUAUAAGAAAAUUGGAGAAUGCAGCAAGUCCCUUAGUUUCAUCACCCACAUUGAUUGGUCUUUGGAUAGCAAAUACUUGCAGACCAAUGACGGCGCAGGAGAACGCCUGUUCUACAAGAUGCCGUCUGGGAAGCCUUUAACAAGUAAAGAAGAAAUCAAAGGGAUUCCCUGGGCCUCCUGGACUUGUGUGAAAGGCCCUGAAGUGAGUGGAAUUUGGCCAAAGUACACUGAUGUCACUGACAUCAAUUCAGUGGAUGCAAAUUACAACAGCUCCGUGCUGGUUUCUGGCGAUGAUUUUGGACUGGUUAAAUUGUUUAAAUUUCCUUGUCUCAAGAAAGGAGCCAAAUUUAGAAAGUAUGUGGGCCAUUCUGCACAUGUCACAAAUGUCCGCUGGUCCCAUGACUUUCAGUGGGUAUUGAGCACAGGAGGGGCUGACCACUCAGUUUUCCAGUGGAGAUUUGUUCCAGAAGGUGUCAGCAACGGUCUGCUGGAAACUGCACCCCAGGAAGGUGGCACUGAUUCCUACAGCGAAGAAUCUGAUUCGGAUUUAUCUGACGUGCCGGAAUUGGACUCUGAUAUUGAGCAAGAAACUCAAAUCAAUUAUGAUCGCCAGGUUUACAAAGAAGAUCUACCUCAGCUAAAGCAACAAAGUAAAGAGAAAAACCAUGCAGUGCCCUUCCUCAAAAGAGAAAAGGCUCCUGAGGACAGCUUGAAACUUCAGUUCAUACACGGUUACAGAGGCUACGACUGUAGAAAUAAUCUGUUCUACACGCAAGCUGGAGAAGUGGUCUAUCACAUUGCUGCAGUUGCCGUGGUGUACAACAGACAGCAACACUCCCAGAGGCUGUACCUGGGGCACGAUGAUGACAUUCUCAGCCUGACCAUCCAUCCAGUGAAGGACUAUGUGGCCACUGGGCAGGUUGGAAGAGAUGCUGCUAUUCAUGUGUGGGACACACAAACUCUAAAAUGUUUGUCGCUAUUGAAAGGACAACACCAGAGGGGAGUGUGUGCGCUCGAUUUUUCAGCUGAUGGAAAAUGUCUGGUGUCGGUUGGUUUAGACGAUUUUCACAGUAUUGUGUUUUGGGACUGGAAAAAGGGAGAAAAAAUAGCCACCACAAGAGGGCAUAAAGACAAGAUAUUUGUGGUUAAGUGUAACCCACACCAUGUUGACAAACUGGUUACAGUUGGGAUGAAGCAUAUCAAAUUCUGGCAACAAGCAGGUGGGGGCUUCACCUCUAAAAGAGGAAUUUUUGGAAGUGCUGGAAAAUUGGAAACAAUGAUGUGUGUUUCUUAUGGGCGAAUGGAAGAUCUAGUGUUCUCAGGAGCAGCUACUGGAGAUAUUUUUAUUUGGAAAGAUAUUCUACUACUAAAGACAGUGAAAGCUCAUGACGGGCCUGUGUUUGCUAUGUAUGCAUUGGAUAAGGGUUUUGUAACAGGUGGAAAGGAUGGAAUUGUGGAACUCUGGGAUGAUAUGUUUGAAAGAUGCUUGAAGACUUACGCCAUUAAAAGAGCAGCAUUGUCAACCAGCUCAAAAGGCUUGCUUUUGGAAGAUAACCCUUCAAUUCGUGCCAUCACUUUGGGACAUGGACAUAUCCUGGUGGGAACAAAAAAUGGGGAGAUCCUGGAAAUUGAUAAAAGUGGCCCAGUGACGCUGCUUGUUCAGGGGCACAUGGAGGGAGAAGUAUGGGGUCUGGCAGCCCACCCUCUCCUGCCCAUCUGCGCAACGGUGAGUGAUGAUAAAACACUUCGGAUCUGGGAAUUAUCCUCCCAGCACCGUAUGCUGGCUGUUCGAAAACUCAAAAAAGGGGGAAGAUGCUGUGCCUUCUCCCCUGAUGGGAAAGCCUUAGCAGUUGGCUUGAAUGAUGGGAGUUUCCUGGUCGUAAAUGCUGACACUGUUGAAGACAUGGUCUCCUUCCAUCACAGAAAAGAAAUGAUCUCUGAUAUUAAAUUUUCAAAAGAUACAGGAAAAUACCUUGCUGUGGCCUCCCAUGAUAACUUUGUGGAUAUUUACAACGUCCUUACAAGCAAACGCAUUGGCAUCUGUAAAGGGGCUUCUAGUUAUAUUACACAUAUUGACUGGGACUCAAGAGGAAAAUUACUGCAGGUUAAUUCGGGUGCCAAAGAACAACUCUUUUUUGAAGCUCCAAGAGGCAAACGGCAUAUAAUAAGACCUUCAGAGAUCGAGAAAAUCGAGUGGGACACAUGGACGUGCGUCCUGGGGCCCACCUGCGAGGGCAUCUGGCCCGCGCAUAGUGACGUGACUGAGGUCAAUGCGGCCAGUCUUACCAAAGACUGUUCCCUCCUAGCAACUGGAGAUGAUUUUGGCUUUGUUAAGCUUUUCUCCUAUCCCGUCAAGGGCCAGCAUGCAAGAUUCAAGAAGUAUGUGGGGCACAGCGCGCACGUCACCAAUGUGAGGUGGCUGCACAGCGACUCUGUGCUGCUCACGGUUGGCGGUGCCGACACCGCCUUGAUGAUCUGGACAAGGGAGUUUGUGGGGACCCAAGAGAGCAAACUGGUGGAUAGCGAGGAGUCGGACACAGACGCGGAAGAGGACGGAGGCUAUGACAGUGACGUUGCUAGAGAGAAGGCCAUUGAUUACACCACCAAGAUCUAUGCAGUGAGCAUCAGGGAGAUGGAAGGCACCAAACCACACCAGCAGCUGAAAGAAGUUUCGGUGGAAGAAAGGUAUGGUGUCGCCAGGUUUCAUAGCCCUCCCUUUCAGAUGAGUAAGUGGUGCCAUUUUGCUCAGUUAGGUAGUAUCUCCGUUAUCAUUUUGGGCCCUUGGGAGCCUUGCACUUGGACUGAGCUCUGGACCCCCAUGGGCAGCAGGGGCCGGCAGGUGCUAGAGAAUAGACCCCAGCUCUUUAGCCCGGCCUGGAACAGAAUCUGUAAAUGUAAAAAAAGGUCUCCCAGCUCCCCAGGCAUGAUUCUAAAAUUGAGAACUUGGAGCCUUCACCGCUCAGUUUUACAAGGCAUUUGCAGAUGCUACAUAAUAGUUUGGGGUUGCCCUGAGAGGUCUGCAGACCCCCCGCCCCCACUCACCCUCCCAUGUCUGCCCCUAGGGAGCCAGAGCUUCUACCUCGAGCACACGGAUGACAUCCUCUGCCUCACGGUGAACCAGCACCCCAAGUACAGAAAUGUGGUGGCCACCAGCCAGAUAGGGACGACGCCUUCAAUCCACAUCUGGGACGCCAUGACCAAACACACCCUCUCGAUGCUGCGGUGCUUCCACUCGAAAGGGGUGAAUUACAUCAACUUCAGUGCCACCGGGAAGCUCCUGGUGUCGGUGGGAGUGGACCCCGAGCACACCAUCACCGUCUGGCGUUGGCAGGAAGGCGCCAAGGUUGCCAGCCGAGGGGGUCACCUGGAGCGCAUAUUUGUGGUGGAAUUUCGCCCCGACUCAGACACCCAAUUUGUGUCCGUCGGGGUCAAACAUAUGAAGUUCUGGACCCUGGCAGGCAGCGCCCUGCUUUACAAGAAAGGGGUCAUCGGGUCCAUGGAAGCUGCCAAGAUGCAGACGAUGCUCUCCGUGGCCUUCGGUGCUAACAACCUCACUUUCACGGGUGCCAUCAAUGGAGACGUCUACGUGUGGAAGGACCACUUCCUCAUCCGGCUGGUGGCCAAGGCUCACACAGGCCCCGUCUUCACAAUGUACACAACCCUUCGGGACGGACUCAUAGUGACUGGUGGCAAAGAGCGGCCGACCAAAGAAGGAGGUGCCGUGAAACUGUGGGACCAGGAGAUGAAGCGCUGCCGGGCCUUCCAGCUGGAGACAGGCCAGCUGGUGGAGUGUGUGCGCUCCGUGUGCCGGGGCAAAGGAAAAAUUUUAGUAGGAACCAAAGAUGGAGAAAUAAUUGAAGUUGGUGAAAAAAAUGCUGCUUCCAACAUCCUGAUUGAUGGACACAUGGAAGGGGAGAUCUGGGGCCUGGCCACACACCCCUCCAAGGACAUCUUCAUCUCUGCCAGCAACGACGGCACGGCCCGCAUCUGGGACCUGGCUGACAAGAAGCUGCUCAACAAGGUGAACCUGGGCCACGCGGCCAGGUGUGCAGCCUACAGCCCCGAUGGGGAGAUGGUGGCCAUCGGCAUGAAGAAUGGGGAGUUUGUCAUCUUGCUGGUGAACAGCCUCAAAGUCUGGGGGAAAAAACGAGACCGGAAAUCUGCUAUCCAGGAUAUCAGAAUCAGCCCAGACAGCAGAUUCUUAGCUGUUGGUUCUUCUGAACACACAGUUGACUUCUAUGACCUCACUCAGGGCACAAGCCUGAAUCGCAUUGGCUACUGCAAAGAUAUUCCAAGCUUUGUCAUUCAGAUGGAUUUCUCAGCGGAUGGCAGAUACAUCCAGGUGUCAACAGGAGCCUACAAGCGCCAGGUGCAUGAGGUCCCCCUGGGGAAGCAGGUCACCGAAGCCAUGGUCAUUGAGAAGAUCACCUGGGCCUCCUGGACAAGCGUUCUGGGGGACGAAGUCAUUGGCAUCUGGCCACGAAAUGCAGACAAGGCUGAUGUCAACUGCGCGUGUGUGACCCAUGCUGGCCUCAACAUUGUCACCGGAGAUGACUUUGGGCUAGUGAAGCUCUUUGAUUUUCCAUGCACAGAAAAAUUUGCCAAACAUAAGCGUUACUUUGGCCACUCAGCUCACGUGACGAACAUCCGUUUCUCUCAUGACGACAAGUAUGUGGUCAGCACUGGAGGAGAUGACUGCAGUGUGUUUGUGUGGCGAUGUCUGUAAAUGCCAGAAACCUCUUUCUCGCUGCUGCUGCCCGCCCCCCAGCCACCGCGGAGGCACGCAGGGGCCCCUCCGUGCCCACAGCGCUGCAGGCCACACGAGCGCCACGUGCCAGCGAAGCGGGGUGACCGCCCCAUCCUCUGCGGAACUGUGCUGCCCGGAAGGUCAGUUCUCACAUGGGAGGAGUGCUUGCCUCUGUUCGUGACACGACACAAAAAAUCCUCUCUGACCAUGUAGCCCACCGACAGAAUUUAAAGCCUCAGUUACCCUAACCAAUAUGUAGCUUUUAAUUUGCAUCAGAACUUUUACAAAGGAUGUUUUGCUAUUCUGUUUCUAUAUACUUUAAAAAUGUUCAUUUUUACCAAUGAGUUGAACAAGACCGCUUCAGUUAGAUGCACCUAAGCAUUAGAACUACCGAUAGCCUCAGUUCUCCACAUUUAGCUUUCAAAACCAAAUGAGCCAUGUAUAAACAAGUUGAGAAACUUAAUUUUUUAAUGUUUCAUUUGCAGAGUUUUAUAUCCAUUAAGUGCCUUUGAAAGUUUCCAGUUGUGUGGGCUGUCUCACCUCCCACAGAUAUUCUCCUUUCUACAUAUGGUGCUAAAACUUCAAAACUGAGGAGGGCUACAGGACCCUUAACAGAUUCCUGGUCUGUCACCCAUGUCAUGUGUUUAUGUCCCGGCUUCCUAAAUGCAAGACAUCGGUUACCUGCUUGGGAAAUAGUGGCAGGUGAGCAGCAAAGAAACUGAAAUUCAGGAGGGAGGGGGUAGAAAUGGGUUUUCACAGUUCAGUGCCAAACCUACAAAAUCCAAAUAGAAGUAAAAUAAACCGCUACUACAAAAUAGAAGGGCGGGGGGGGAAGCUCAAGUGGGUCUAGGAGGAUGAACCCUUAAUCCUAAAAUGGUAAUAAAUGAGGUGACCCAAGGCUGCAUUGGGUCUUCCCCCUGCCCCCCCCGAGUGGGGCUGACUUGACCCCAUGGAUUUGUUCAGGUGAGCUAUAUAGGUCAAGUCCAGAUAAAAAGAAAAAAAA